ACAAGCGCCCUCAAUUGUUCGUUAUCAACAGUAUAAACAAGAUGAAAGUAGCGAAAAGCACUUUCGUUUGGUCCAAAACUAGGCUGAUUUUUAAUGCAUUGAAAUGGAUAUAACGUGACACUUUUGGGUACAGAUAGUCUUUGAAGUCGGAGCAUCAAGAUGAUGCAUUUACAGUUUCCAAAAAGGCGGGAUUUCUACUCGUGGGAAGAAUUAAGCUGUUUAUCAAGGGCACUUGGGUUCCCUAGCGAAACCAUCAAAAACUGCAUCCCUGAUGAACUGACAAGUACACAAGAUGGCAUCAGUUACAAGGAUAUCUUGAAGCUGAUCAGGCUGAAGUACUUCAACGAUGCGUUGGAUCGUUCCAUCAACAUGCACACGGCAGACUACAACAUCAACACUCUAAUGCAGAGUCUGAAACUACUCAACCACAGACUGCUGAGUUUUUCUGAGUUGAAUGAUGUCCGCGUCGCCUUCCAAGUCUACGAGGCUGGUGAUAUGCGAGGCAUGGUCAUAGACACCCACACGCAGCUACGAGCUCUCAAGUUGUGUGAUCGGACCAUAGCGCCAAUGAAGCUCAUGCACCGAGUCAAACACAUGCAGGAGAACUUUGACGAGCCAGGCCGGAUACAGCUGUACGAAUUCCUGGAUCUCAUUGUGCUAUGUGAGUUGACCAAGGACGUAGAUGUUCCAGAUUUCAAGCAUGGGGCUUUGGAUAAGACAUGGCGUAGACUCUUUCAGCUGGAUAAUUUUCAGGAGGUUUGCGCGACAAAGGAUGAAAAGAUGGAGCAGCACUUGAACCAGCAGUUCCGAGACACGGAGCUGAACUAUGGCAAGGAACAGCUAUCCAGCAAGCGUAUCCCGCGAGAAAGUGCGGUAGACACCUCACGCAGGAUUGAACAGGUGCGUCACCACAACAGGAAAUACCGUGAGUUGCAAGGUUUUAUGGGACAGUCCACGGCCCAGGUGCAGCGCACCAAAGCGGGCCACAUCCGGGGCCGGCCCGUCACGGCGCCGGAGAUCGACGAGUUUCGCUUGCCGCCGGACUCGCCGCUUCACUCCAUUAUGCUACAGCGCCCUCACACUGUGUCAGACCUCACUUCACGUUUGACUGCCGCACCGCCCUCACGGCAAUCACGCUACCGACCACAAUCAGCGCCACAAUCGGCCACGUCAGACAAAUCCAGCAGAUCACAGAAGUUUUUCAGCUCGGCGGAAAGUACGAUGCCCGAAGACCCAAGGAUACGAUUGCUGCAAGCUCUGCAUGAAAGGAAAACCCUGAGCUCAGUCCCUCCCAGUUCGCUCUCAAGGAGUGCCCCGAGUUUGACCUCGGAGCAACCUUGGAAGAGCAUGAUCAACACCUACGUCCGACCCACGACCCCUCGAGUCGUCACAGAGCACAACGUCGCUGAGCGGCAACACAUACUGGAUGGACUGCAGUAUCAGAUUGAGACAUUAGAGGAGAGAACUUUACAGAAGCUCGAGCAACAAAUGAAGACACAUCUACCUCGCUACUACCGACAGAAGAAAGAAACAGUGGAAGAGGAAAAGAGGCGAACGCCAACCCCUACCCAACCUAAAAAGAAAGUAAAGAAGAAGAAGAAAUCAAAGAUAGUGCCGCCAGAAUCUAUUGAAAGAUUAGUGCAUCCGACGUUACGGCAGUACCACGAUUUACAUGACAAGAACUGCGACGCACGCACGCAGGAAUUUGACGUUCCAAAGAGCAGCCGCAGACCAAAGACAAAAGGCGAGGAGCGGAAAUCAGAGAAUUCCGUCCCCAGACCUCAGUUGUUCCUGGACGGGCGCAGGAUGAGUAUCGCCAGCGAUAAGAACUUUGAGACCGCGAGUACUAUGAGUAGCGUUGCGGAAUCCAGCGUCGCGAAGACGAUAGAUUUGGCGAGUCACACUUUUUUGCCACUCAACUCGGCGUUUUCUCACAAGCAUCACGUGCUGUCCCCGCCGCAUGUUUACGACCCGGAGAAGUUUCGUGGGUCGCGCGUUGGCGCCGCGGCAGUCCUACACGAUUUCUUUAACGACGUCAAGACGGACACCAGCAGCGACACGUCGUCCGUCAAAGCGCGCAACGAAAACGAAAACCCAAAUUCAUCGCAAUCGGACAAUGCUAAGCCAAAGGCUAGAAAUACCAUCACUCGGGACAACCCAGUUCGAAGCCCAGCCCGGCCAGCCAAGAAAAAGACGGCUUCGGACCCUCGGCUUUCGCGCUGGGAGAAAGCGCGCGUCAUGCGCAAAGUCACCCUCCAGGAGGAGGAAGAACUGAAAAUCAACGGGAUCUCGCUCAGCGAGAUCGACCGACUGACGUUCAAAGGUGAAGAGGAGCAAGUACAGGACGUGCGCACGCUGACCAAAGUGAACAGCGAGGACUUGUAUGUGAACUGAACGUCACAUCCAACAUUCCAGACACAAGACCUGUACAACAUUUCCCAAUUUGAAUACAGCAUUGCAGUACAGAAACGUUAGGACCUUGUGACUUUGUUUGUGGAAGUGAGAGGUGCGAGAUACAAGAUGAUGAAAGUAACAAGAAAAUUCUACCAGGAGCAGAAAGUGGAAAUUGUGGACUGUUACACAUCGCAGAUAUACAUUUAAGUUGAAAUAUAGUUUACUUAUCAUCAGCAUUUUUUGUAGUUUACAAAAGCUUAUGUUUCCAGUGUGUGAUGAAAACAAUAUUGGUAGUGAAUUGUGGCAGAUCUCUGUAUCUGUUGGCUGAAUUUGUUUUUUGUAAUCUAACUUGCCCUCAAAUGAUCCGGAAAAUUUGUAUUAUAAUGAAUAUUUUGUACUUCAAAACUUCAUAAAUGUUUGUUUACCUUUUGCUAGGGAGAAAGCUUUGGCAUGCGUUUUACAAUCGGAAAUAGUAGAAAAUGGGCAUCCAAAUUGUCCACAGACUUUGUGAUUUUAUUCUUUGACUUUUUAAACUUGUGGAGUGCUGUACGGAGUCCUUGUGGACUGGAGCAUUGAAUUCGUGGUCUGCGGGUAAUUCUGCAAGUUGUGGGUUCGAGUCCAGCCUGGGGUUGUAGUGCGUGUGUCCUGUGGGCAAGAUACUAUGUCACUCAAGAUACUAUGUCACUCAUUGCUCCACCCAGGAGUAAAUGGGUACCUGUGAGGGCAGGGCAGAGAUGGUUAUUGUGGUUGAUUUUAGCUGCUUUGCACCGAAAUGGCAGCAUCGAGCUGUAUACUCCACAGGGAGCUGAGAUUGUGUCGGCAGUGCCGGAUUAUUAGGCCCUAGCACCAAAUUCAUGUUGAUGCUAAGUUGUACUAAAGCAUGCCAGGCCAAAGUGGUAGCUCUAAAAGCCUAUAAGCACAUUUCGGUAUUUCAUAGGGCCAUCAUAUGUUUCGUAAGCCCUUGACACAGUGCCUAAUGUGCCUAUUUGAUAAUCCUAGCCUGUGUCUUUGGAAUGUUUCAUCUGCCCGAUGAUCAGCAGAGAUAAUAAUGUAAGGCGCUUUGAUAGUCAUUAUUAUUAGACUCGCCAUGUAGUUUUCCUUCCUUUUUUUUACAAUUUGAAAUAUGUAGAGAAACGCCUUUAGAUAUAAUUUAUUUAGUCGCUUUAUUUUUGUAGUCAUUUGCUGUGUGUAUAUAUUUGUGCUCAACAUUCUAGUUCUUCUGGUCCAGUUUUCUGAAAUCAGUGCUUCAUUUUCGGCAGCUUAUGCUUAAAAAGCAGUAGAGUUUCCAUUUCUUUUGUCCUUUUUAUUUUUACUUUUUCUGAUUUGUUGUAUCGUCUUGCCUAAUUCCUCUGAAAGAAAAGUCAUAUUAAUUACUUUGUUUGUUGUUUUCAAGGUGUGUUUAAAGUUUUUGGGCCGAAGAAAUUGGACACAAUCCCUUUUUGUAUUUGCACAAUUAGUAUCAGCAUUAUAUCAAUAAAGUUUGAUUAUUUUUAUCAAUGGUGCCUUACAAAACCUAUUAGAAAUGCUCCAAAGUUCAGGGUUGUGUAUUUAAGAUAUGUAAAUAGACCGAACCAAUAAGCCCCGCCCACAACGCACGUGGGCAAUUAACAGGUCCUUCUCUCCAGUGAAUGACAAGCUGCGUGUUAUAAAAACAUGUUCCAGCCGCGCCCGUCUUGCGGCGUGCACGCAUGUCGGACUUGCGUGCACGCAUGUGGGACAUAAAUCACGGCUGUGAUUGGUCGGAACAAAUACGGGGCGGGGCUUACUGGCUCGGUCUUUUGCUAAGGAAAAUCUCUGCAUUAAAUUGGUGCGUUGCAAUUUGUAUACAAAUGUAGACAGAUUUUUUUUCAUGAUGGACAUCGAUUGUAACGUGGUAAUACAUGUGGAAUCCAUAAUACACAUGUAAUGGUUUUUAAAUGUGAUAGCAUGAAUAUACCGAUCCAUCAAGCCCCGCCCCUAAUAUUCUCACCAUUCACAGGUAGCUGUGAUUAAUGUUGGACGUGAAUGCAUAAAAGCCAGACAUACAUGUACGUGUACGUGCGUAUGACGUGCGCAGCUUUAACAUGUAGUUGGGCACGUGCAUAGUGGGCGGAGACUAAUGGACGGUCUAUAUUAGAUUGAUGAUCAGCAUUACCAUUUAAAGCAAAGUAUUGAUUAUAGGCCUAUCCGAUAAUAAACCAUAUUAUAAUACAAGUAG
Molecule: messenger RNA, 4591 nt
Organism: Patiria miniata (bat star)
Lineage: Eukaryota; Metazoa; Echinodermata; Asteroidea; Valvatida; Asterinidae
Exons: 14
Coding region: 160-2394 (744 amino acids)
Source: RefSeq, a predicted model, not a curated record